This is a messenger RNA of Caenorhabditis angaria, 1339 nucleotides long. Lineage: Eukaryota; Metazoa; Nematoda; Chromadorea; Rhabditida; Rhabditidae. The record is from the annotation of a GenBank genome assembly.
AUGGAAAACGUAAAUGAAAAACCAUGUUAUAUUCUAAAUAUUCCAAAUGAACUACAAUUAAUGAUUUUUGAUAAAAUGGAACCGGCGGAUAAGUAAGUUUUUGUUUUAUAAAAUUAUUUGAAUACAAUGUUUUCUUUAGAAUUUCUUAUGGAAAAACUUCGCGGAAAUGUCGUGCAAUUUGGAAAGAAUCGAAUAGUUUAUUCGAUGGAAUUGCUUGGAAAUAUUCUUACACUCUUGGUAGGUUUGCAACAUUUUUUUGACAUGAAAAAUCACAUUGAAGCGGCCAACUGUGGGCCAAUUUUUAAUUUUUCCCUCCAAUUUCAGCGUACAAAAAACAUGUUCUAUCAUUUAAUGAAUCAUAUCCAUUUGUUGGAAAUGGCCAAUUCGUUGAAUAUUUUCCAAAUUACUUAGAAUUGUGAGUUUUUUUUGCAUUCAAAAACCAAGGUUGUGGAUUUUGCAGCGGCUCAAACGAUACAAACUUCAGACAACGCAAAGAAUGUGAAAACGGUUUUGAAAUGGCGGAAGAAAAGUUUGUGAAAACCCUCGAAAAAUAUCAGAAUACUGUGAAAAGUAUCACAAUUGAUGGAGAAUGUUUAGCUACGUUGAAAAAUGUGACAAGUUUUCCCAAUUUGCGAUAUUUGGUGUUCAAUGAUGCUUUUGAUAUUAUGAAAGAAAUUUUAUUGAAAUCCGAAGAUUCGUUGGAGUAUUUGAAGAUUUACCGACAGGGUUAUCCAUAUUGCGACAGGGCUGUCAAUUUUGCAAAUUGUCCUCAGAUUUAUCGAGUUUCCGAAUAUUUAUCGAUAAAUGUUGGGUUGACUCGUGAACAACUUUUAAAAUUAUCAGCGAAAAAUAUUCGAAUGCCGAUGAGAGAUUUGGAACCCGAAGAUAUUUUUGAAUUUAUCAAAUCUUGGCAAAAUGGAACAAAGGGGAAUCUAGAGAGUUGUGAAUGGUAUUUUUAUAUUUUUAAUGCUCGAAAAUUUUUUGGAUUUUUUAAUAUUCCAAUAAUCAAUCGUUAGUGAGUUAUCAAAAAUCAUGUGGAACAUUUUGAAUAAUUCGUUUUUCUUCUUCUAGCAAACGAAUCACAAUUCGAGGAAUCGCAGGAACAACAGCAGAAAUAAUAUUUAGAAAGAGAAAAGCAUUGGAAUUUCGAGUUAUUGAAAAUGCAGAGAUUAUUGAUUCGGAUGGUGAAGGAAGAACUGAUUCGCAUAUGGAUUAUAGAGAUUAUCUCUAUUCGUCUGAUUGUGAGUUCACUAUGGAAACUCCGGCAAAAUAUUUUUUUCCAGCUAGUGAUUACGACUCAUCUAGUGAUUCCGAUUCAGGGGAGACAGAUUCUGAAUAA